AUGGCGCGCCUCUCAAUCCCCUUCAAGGCUCUUCUUGCCUUUGUCGUUCUGGCUCUGCCUGCGUGCGUCGAUGCGCGCCCCGUCUCGACUGACAACAGCCUCGUCGCCACCGAUGAACACUCCGCUGGCACCGUGAGCAACCUCAAGUCUCGCUUCUACGACUUCAUUGUUCUCGGCGACGGCGGCAAGGGCGACUCCUCUAGCUUCCUCUCGAUCAAAGGCAUCGAUAUCAAGGACGAUUCCAAGGGUCACGGUCCUCCGUUCGGCUUCAAGAAGGGCGGCGAGGAGUCCGGCGGCGAAGACGGCUCUUACGGUGGCAAAUCUGGAGGCGAGGGUGAGGAGGGUGACUCGAAGGGCGAAGGCAAAGAGGGUUCCGACUCUGGCGAAGGCGAUUACGGUGACGAGAAGAAGGGUGGCGAUGACAAGGGUGGCUACGGGGACGAGGAGAAGGGCGACGACGAGGGCGGCUAUGGCGAGGAGGGCAAGGGCGAUGAUAGGGGGGGCGAUUCAGGCGACGAAGAGGGUGGCAAGCCCGGCGGUGGCGAAGAGGGAGGCGACGACAGCUCUGGUUACGAAGGCUCUGACAAAGGCUCCGGCAAGCCCGGCGGAUCUGGCGAGGGCGAAGGUGACAAGGGCGGAGAAGACGACAAGGAGGGCGGUGAUAGCUACGGAGGCUCUGACGGUGACGAGAAGGGCGGCGACAGCGACAAGGGCUCUGGUGGUGACGAGAAGGGCGGCGACAGCGACAAGGGCUCUGGCGGUGACGAGAAGGGCGGCGACAGCGACAAGGGCUCUGGCGGCGACGAGAAGGGUGGCUCAGGGGAGGAGUCUGGCGAGUCUGGCGGAUCGAGCGGCUACAGCGAGUCUGGCAAGAGUGGCUCCGAGAAGGGCUCUGACGACUCCGGCAAGGGCGAGGACAGCGAGGAGAAGGGUGAUUCUGGUGGAUACGGCGACUCCAGCGGUUCCAGCUCUGCCAAAGGUGGCGACAGCUCCGGCGGUAUGUCAGGCAUGAGCGGUGGUAGCGGCGGAGGCAGCUCUUCCAGUUCCUUCGGCGACAGCGAAAGCGCGAAGUACGGCGGCGGCGGUGACAUGCCCAGCUUCUAG
Molecule: messenger RNA, 1104 nt
Organism: Kalmanozyma brasiliensis GHG001
Lineage: Eukaryota; Fungi; Basidiomycota; Ustilaginomycetes; Ustilaginales
Exons: 1
Coding region: 1-1104 (367 amino acids)
Source: RefSeq, a predicted model, not a curated record